CGCGAUCAGGAUGUUCGUACGAGGCUAGCAAAAGGCUGGGUCAAAGACAGUACAGUAUGUGCGUAGAUAGAACAAUGAGACAGAUAUUUCAGGAGAUGAAUACAUUUGAAGCAUCCGGUUGGCGUUUCCACUCAUUAACAAAUAUGGUGAUGAAAGGAAGCCCAGUGACGAACAGUGGGAUAUUUUUAUUUUCAUUAAAAAGAAAAAACGUUUUCAUCCCGCACAGUAGGUGGCGGCAAUACAACGUUUUGGAAGUUGUGCUUCGUAAGACCCCAACAAAGAAGAAUUCUCACUGAAAUAUAAUUGGCAACACCUCAGAGAGUGGUUAGCUAGUUAGUAGUCCUGCGUGGGUUAUAUUUGUUCCUGUCACACAGCGACAAGAAUGCCAACACUGUCACUGUGUUCAGCAUACAACUGCAAAAACCGCAGCCCCAAAGCUGGUGUAGGAUUUUUUAGAUUCCCCAAAAAUGAUCCUGAAAGACGCAAACAAUGGAUUAUUAAUAUGAAGUGUAAAGGGUGGAAUCCGCAACAAAACCACCGUGUGUGCUCUGUUCACUUUGAAGACAAGUAUAUUUGCGGAAGGGACAUACGUCAACGCCUCACGCCAGACGCAGUCCCGACUAUAUUCGACUAUCCAAAAAACUUUCAAAAGAAGAGUAUUACCUGGGCAGUCAAAGAUGUUUCCCCGAAGGUGGCAUGUGAGAACAUGGAGUUCCAACUUCCACCCCUCAAGCACAUAAUAGAGAUCACAGAGGCGUGGGAGUGGCUGGGUAUGGACAUCAGAGGGCCGCUACCCUUGACAUUGAACGGACACCAGUACGUUCUGACCUUGACAGACUUCUACUCCAAAUGGGUGGAGGCCUUCCCCCUGAGAGGUUGUAGCUCUACUGAGGUAGCACAGCAUGUAGCUGAAGUCAUCUCUCACUUUGGCUUCCCUUUUGGAAUCCUUGUUCGACUGAAGAAGAACUUUACCAGUAAGAUCAACGUUGCUUUGAAGAGUCGUCUGAAGUUGAGUGGGUUCUCUCUCUUAUACCGUCAUCAGCAAGUUGGAUCACUGGAUCUGACCACACAGACCCUGAUCAGCAGGAUGGUGUCUGAUCUUGUGAAUGACCAUCCAUACAACUGGGAUGUCUGCCUCCCUGCAAAGGUGUUCAGCCUGUGUUUCAAGGAGCACCCCAAGACCAAGCAGAGACCUUUCUCUCUGCUGUGCUGCAAAGGACCACAGCCGGUCACCACUCCUAGGGAUCUGUCUUUCAGUCCUGCAGAGCUCAGAGAGAGUUCCUUUGCAAUUCAGUCAAAUCAAGAGGGUGGGCAUGACACUGAUCUGCAAGGCAUGGUUGGCAUUGAAUCUGGGAAGGAAACAGCUGGAAAGAGCACAGUUACAAGGGUCUCCUUUUUUAGGAGCAACACCGAGAGUAACACGGACGGUAACACCAUCAGUAACACGGACGGUAACACCAUCAGUAACACGGACGGUAACACCAUCAGUAACACGGACGGUAACACCAUCAGUAACACGGACGGUAACACCAUCAGUAACACGGACGGUAACACCAUCAGUAACACGGACGGUAACACCAUCAGUAACACGGACGGUAACACCAUCAGUAACACGGACGGUAACACCAUCAGUAACACGGACGGUAACCCCAACACCAUCAGUAACCUGGACGGUAACCCCAACAGUGAACCAUCCUCUGAAGAUCUUCAUGCCAUGGAAACCUGAAUAAUUUAUUGGAUGAGCGCUCUCCAUCAUGUUGCCAAAUGUUUUGGGAGUAGGUUAUUUUGGUUUUCUAAGGUGUGAUCAUUUUGUUGAAAAACACUUUGGUUCAAUGUUUGGCUGGUGUACUCUUUCAAGAUUGUUAGCAGACAUCAGUGUGGGUCAGGAAUUUAUGUACCACCUGCAUCAAUUCAAUCAGCCAAAACAAAUAGGUGAUUAGGUAGGUGAUUUAUUAAUGAUAAGGUUAUCCCUAAAAGCAAUUGCUUUAUUUUGAAAUCAAAUUAUAUUUGUCAAGUGCUGAAUUUAACAGGUGUAGGUUGUACUGUGAAAUGCUUACUUAUGAGCCCUUAACCAACAAUGCAGUUAAAAAGUACGAAAGGAAACGGUAACAAUAAAAUGGCAACCAGGCUCUAUACAAGGAGUAACAGUACCUAGUCAAUGUGUAGGGUAUGAGGUAGUUGAUGUAAUAUGUAGGGUUAAAAAUGACUGGGCAUUAAGGAUAGAUCAUAUACAGAGUGGCAGCAGUGUGUGUGUUGGAGUGUCAGUGUAGUAUGUGUGGGUAGCGUCCAGUGAGUGCAUAGAGCCAGUGCAAAAAAGGGGGGUCAAUGUAAAUGGUCGCGGUAGCCAUAUGAUUAACUGUUCAGCAGUCUUAUGGUUUGGGGGUAGAAGCUGUUAAGGAGCGCUUUGGUCCCAGACUUGUCUCUCCGGUCACGCUUGCUGUGCGGUAGCAGAGAGUUGUCUAUGACUUGGGUGGCUGAAGUCUUUGACUAUUUGUAAGGCCUUCCUCUUACACCGUCUGGUGUAGAGGUUCUGUAUAGCAGGGAGCUUGGCCCCAGUGAUGUACUGGGCUGUACACACUACCCUCUGUAGCGCCUUGUGGUCGGAUGCCAAGCAGUUGCCAUACCAAGAGCUGAUGCAGCCAGUCAAGAUGCUCUCAAUGGUGCAGCUGUAGAACUUUUUAAAGAUCUGAGCGCCCAUGCCAAGCCUCCUGAGGGGGGAGAGGUGUUAUCAUGCCCUCUUCACAACUCUUAUGUGUUUGGACCGUGAUCGGUCCUUAGUGAUGUGUUCAAUGAAGAACUUGAAGCUCUCGACCUGCUCCACUAGAUGUGAAUGGGGGUGUGCUCAGCCUUCUGUUUCCUGUAGUCCACUAUAAUCUAAAUUUGCCUUGCUGACGUUGAGGGAGAGGUUGUCCUGGCACCACACUGCCAGGUCUCUGACCUUCCUGUAGGCUGGCUCAUCGGUGAUCAGACCUUACUUGAUCCUGAUUACAAAGGACAUGAAGACAAAUGCAUUUCUAGCUAUUUUAAUCAUAUGUACCAUAUUAAGGGCUGUUGAGGCCAUAUUAUAAUUCCAGUUGGGAGCAUGGAUGCUGCCAUGCUGGUGGGAGCACAGUCACUGAUGUCUGACAUGGGUAAAUCCAUUUGCAUUUAUUCACUUUUUAACAGCAACCCUUUUGAUUUGAACAUAACCUUACAUCCGCAUAGUGAACCAAAAUAUAAACGCAACAUACAACAAUUUCAAAGAUUUUACUGAGUAAUAGUUAAUAUAAGGAAAUCAAUCAAUUUUUAAAUAAAUGUAGGCCCUAAUCUAUAGAUUUCACUUGACUGGGCAGGGGUGCAGCCAUGGGUCAGAAUGAGGUUUUUACCCACAAAAGGCCUUUAUUACAGACAUACUGUUUACACGUGGUGUCAGUUGUAAGGCCGGUUGGACGUACUGGCAAAAUAUCUAAAACAACGUUGGAAGCAGCUUAUGGUAGAGUAAUGUACUUUAAAUUAGCUGGCAACAGCUCUGGUGGACAUUCUUGCAGUCAGCAUGCCAAUUGCAAGCUCCCUCAACUUGAGACAUCUGUGGCAUUGUGUUGUAUGACAAAAUUUUAUACAAUUCUAGGAUCUUUUAAUUCAGCUCAUGAUAAAUUGGACCAACACUUUACAUGUUGCGUUUUAUAUUUUUGUUCAGGAUAUUUUAUAAUUUCCUUAUUAGAAAAAAAUUACUUGGUUUCUAGUGCAAGCAACUUGUGCUUGUCUUUUACUUUCAGUUUAUCCACCAGCUUCAAACAGCUGAAAAUACUUUAUUUUUAGUUUAUUGAAAAGCUAUUUAAUGGUACAAUGAUUCUGUCACAAAUGAGAAUGAUUGUGAAACACUAAGUUAACUACUGCUGCAGCUAUGUAAAGGACAUUUUCUGAAUUACAAUGCAAAAAUAUUACAUAUAGCUUCUUUAACCUUUUUAAUGUAAAUUAUUUAACAUGUACACUUCGGGUCAACUUUGAUCUCCUUGGUAUUCAGGUCUAAAAGUAACUUUCUUACUACUUAUUCCAUGAUCAAACAUGUAGGGAAGUUUUUGUUUAAAUCAAAAGGGAUGUUUUAAAAAAGUGAUCGAAUUCAAAUAGAUUUACCCACUUGCAAAUAUUUCUCUCAUUACUCUCAUCAAAGGCUGGAAUACGAACCACAUGGAAUUGAGUUAUUUGUUAAAUGCGAAGAUACUUGUAUGCUUUUAUAAUGUAUUUAUUAUGUGUGUCUCUUGUUAUUGUGAAGCAUGCAGGUGAUGGAGUUUUAACGAAAUGUACAAUUUUAAGAAAUA
Messenger RNA from Salmo salar (Atlantic salmon), 4298 nucleotides. RefSeq lists its product as uncharacterized. The record is from RefSeq and is a predicted model, not a curated record. Gene Ontology annotation, biological process: DNA integration. Gene Ontology annotation, molecular function: sequence-specific DNA binding. Lineage: Eukaryota; Metazoa; Chordata; Actinopteri; Salmoniformes; Salmonidae.